This is a messenger RNA of Jatropha curcas, 1672 nucleotides long. Its product is annotated as polyadenylate-binding protein RBP45. Lineage: Eukaryota; Viridiplantae; Streptophyta; Magnoliopsida; Malpighiales; Euphorbiaceae. The record is from RefSeq and is a predicted model, not a curated record. Gene Ontology annotation, cellular component: cytosol. Gene Ontology annotation, molecular function: mRNA binding.
UGUCGCAAAUUCCCUUACCCUUCAAUUGCUUUUGGGAUUCGGAAUUGUAUAGACUCUAGUUCUUUUCUCUCGGGCUUUCAAAUAUUCUCAGAUCCGGUCGUCCUUUCUUUCGAUUAACCUAAUCCACAAUAUGAUGCAACAGCCCGGAGCCGGUGUAGUCCCUCAACAGAUGCCGACGGAUCAGCAGUACCAACAGCAAACGCAGCAGCAGUGGAUGAUGCAACAGCAGCAGCAGCCUGUUCCACCUCCUUCUGGUUGGACCCCGCCGCCUGUGCCUCCCCCGACUUACGGCGUGGCUCAGCCACAAGCUAGCGGCGAUGGAGAUUCCGCCGAGAUCAAGUCGUUGUGGAUCGGAGACUUGCAGCAGUGGAUGGACGAAAAUUACCUUUUAAGCAUCUUCUCUUCCACUGGGGAGGUUGUUUCAGCUAAGGUUAUUCGGAAUAAGCAGACAGGCCUUCCAGAGGGUUAUGGUUUCAUUGAGUUUGUUAGUCGUGCAGCAGCAGAGAGGAUCUUGCAGACAUAUAAUGGUGCCUUGAUGCCAAAUACUGACCAGACUUUUCGGCUGAAUUGGGCCACUCUUGCGGCUGGUGAAAGGCGGCAAGAUGAUGGUCCUGAUUUUACAAUUUUUGUUGGAGAUUUGGCUGCUGACGUCAAUGAUUACCUAUUACAAGAAACAUUUAGAAAUGUGUACACAACUGUUAAAGGUGCAAAAGUUGUCACUGACAGGCUCACUGGACGCUCUAAGGGUUAUGGAUUUGUGAGGUUUGGUGAUGAAAAUGAACAAAGACGAGCCAUGGUUGAAAUGAAUGGACAGUAUUGUUCCACUAGGCAAAUGCGGAUUGGGCCAGCUGCUACAAAGAAACCUGUAGUACAGCAAUUUCAGAAAGCUCCCUUUCAGAAUACUCAAGGAAGCCAGGGCGAGAAUGAUCCAAAUAAUACAACAAUAUUUGUUGGGGCAUUGGAUCCUAGUGUUUCAGAUGAGCAUUUGAGACAAGUGUUUAGUAAAUAUGGGGAGCUAGUGCACGUGAAAAUACCUGCGGGCAAGAGAUGUGGGUUUGUUCAGUUUGCUAACCGAGCCUGUGCGGAGCAAGCACUGUUGAUGUUGAAUGGAACCCAGUUAGCAGGACAAAGUAUUCGACUUUCAUGGGGGCGUAGUCCUUCAAACAAACAGGCAUCGGCUGAUCAAAGCCAGUGGAAUGGUGGAUAUUAUGGAUAUGCACCGGGAUAUGAAUAUGGAUAUGCUCCUCCCCAAGACCCUAACAUGUAUUAUGGUGGCUAUCCUGGAUAUGGGAACUACCAGCAACCAGGAACUUACCAACAGCCGCAGCAGGUCUACCAACAACCGCAGCAGUGAUCUAGUUUUCUGUUACUGGAUGAAGGACGAGGACUGGCCCUAAUCCUUAGCAUCACAACUUGAGGUUGCAGUUUGUUCAAUCCUGGCAGGCUGUUGAACAAUGCUUCUUGGUGUUUGGAACUAGGCUUUUCAAUGCCGUUUUGUUUUUAGGCGUUAGUUUUAAAUGGAUAUGGGUAGUGUGUGUUGAGGCAUCAUGCAGUGAGCAUUACUGCACUCCAAUAUUAUUGUGAUACACAAUGGAUUUGCCAUUAAUUGCUGUUGUGCUGUGUGAAUGCAACUUUAUACUUUUAAUUACUAUGUUAUUGUGCUGACUUUGCA